This is a messenger RNA of Coffea eugenioides, 1718 nucleotides long. Its product is annotated as E3 ubiquitin-protein ligase RING1-like. Gene Ontology annotation, biological process: protein ubiquitination. The record is from RefSeq and is a predicted model, not a curated record. Bases 64 to 1293 code for a protein of 409 amino acids. Gene Ontology annotation, molecular function: transferase activity. The transcript has a single exon. Lineage: Eukaryota; Viridiplantae; Streptophyta; Magnoliopsida; Gentianales; Rubiaceae.
UCAUAUCUAAGGUACUUUGUUGAAUCCCUUGUUGAAUCUUCCUCUGAUCUUUGAUAAUUAUUCAUGAUGUUUUUUGAUCAUAGGAAACUGUUAGUUUCAGAUAAGAACACUAGAGUUCUUCUUGUGAAAGAGGCUGUUACAUCUUCAUGUUUUAUAGGUUGUCCAUCUCCUCCUCACUGGAAUGAUGGUUCAGAAGGUGAUGAAUUAUCUCCACCUCCUCCACCAAGCCAGAAGAAUAGUAUGCCUACAUUCUUGGUUCUCAUGCUUUGUAUUCUCGGAGCUGUAUUUGUUUUUAUUUGCUAUCUUGCUUUCCGUAGAAGAUACCAGACGAAUUUGAGGAAUUCUAUAAGGAUUUCAUCAUCAGCUGAUGGUGCUCGUGACGAAUUUCUUGAUGAAAAUCACGGCCCCAGGGUGCAUCAUCCCGUAUGGUAUAUUCGCACAGUUGGUUUAGAGCAAUCGGUGAUUGACUCCAUAGCUGUUUUCAAGUAUAAGAAAGGUGACGGCCUGAUUGAAGGAACUGAUUGUUCUGUUUGCUUGAGUGAGUUUGAAGAUGAUGAAUCUCUUAGGCUUUUGCCAAAAUGUAGUCAUGCUUUUCAUAUUACUUGUGUUGAUACAUGGUUGAGAUCCCACAAAAAUUGUCCACUGUGUCGUGCCCCAGUGGUUUGCGAUACUGAUGUCAAUACUAGUACAGAUGUACCUCAGAUGAAUACAUCACAGCCAGUUUUGGAUAACAGAUUGGAUACAUCAGGUCCCAGGGAAGAUGAUAGAUUGGAUAAUCAACAAGAAAGUGAUGCAGUUGCAGAAGCCAUGACUAGUGAGUUGAGAAUCGGAGUUGAAAAUAUCGGUCCAAUAUCGCAUGAAGAAGGCAAGGUUUUGGAACUGCUGAGGAAGAAUUGUAAUAAUUUUGCUGCAGGGAAGAACAGGGUUCGAGUAUUGAGUGAUUUGGCUGAUCAUCGCGUAAGGAUUGGGGAAGAAAUGCAACCAGUAAGGAGGUCACUUUCAAUGGACUUGCCUUCUGCUUCAGUGAUUUAUGCUGCAGUGGCUAAGAUUCAUCCAGUAAUAGACGAAGGGUCUUCUAGUAUUCAGGAUCUGGAAGUGAAGAAACAGAAUUUAGAAAUAGUUGCAGCAAAGCAAGGGGAUAAGAAUUCAAGCAGACAUAGAUCAAGAAAGAGUUUUUCAUUUGGGCGUUCGCUGCAGAGUGUGCCUAUGCGUAUGAAGAGGUCCUUCUCAUCCAGUGGCAAGGUCUCGAUACCCAGACAUGGCAGAAGCCAGGAGUUAGUCCGUUCAUUUUGAACCUUCCCCCACACUCAGUUCAGGUCCUCUGAAUUCUAGCUGAGGCUAAAAAUUGGUGUAUGAUGGUCCUAAACAGUUGAGGAAUUACCACUAAAACUAUUACUUUGCAGAACUGAAGUUGUAAGUGGGCUGAUUCCAAAUUUCAUCGAUCUUUGGAUGGAUCAUUCUCAAGGGAUGGCAAAUGGACUCAUUAAGAUGAUAGUUAUCUCAAAAAGCAAUAGAUUGCUAUUCAUUUUUACUUUUCUGAUGAGCAAUGAUGAUGUAUUUUAUUACUCUGAAUCAGGAAGAAAUUCAGGAAUAUCAGCUUUUGCAUAGAGCAAUGGAUUGCUAUUAGCGUGAUAAAUUGUAGGUCAUCUGUCCAGCUUCUAGUUGCAGGUUAUCUCCUUGUAAUUCAUGCUUAGUUCCCUCUUUUUCUUGUUCCUCAA